Messenger RNA from Trichoderma virens Gv29-8, 891 nucleotides. Its product is annotated as ankyrin repeat protein. NCBI's taxonomy places the organism in Eukaryota, Fungi, Ascomycota, Sordariomycetes, Hypocreales, Hypocreaceae. The annotation marks the transcript as partial. The transcript is spliced from 2 exons. The record is from RefSeq and is a predicted model, not a curated record. Gene Ontology annotation, molecular function: protein binding.
AAUGUUGUCGAAACGCUGCUGCUCAAUGGCGUUAAUCCAAACAUAAGUGAUGAUCACGGUAUCACGCCUUUGCACGUCGUCUCUGUUCGCGGCAGAUACGACCUUGCCCGGCUGCUGCUCAGGUUCAAUGCCUUGGUCAACAUUACGGAUUCAUGGGGGUUUACACCACUCGAAAGGGCAUAUUCUGCCGGAAACAUUCAGCUUGUUACGAUGCUCAUUGAUCGUGGCGCAGAUGCAAAAGCAUGGAUGUUGGGUGGAGAGCCACCCCUGGCAAGAUGCAUAUUUGACGGGAAACUUGACAUGUUCAAGGCGUUUCUUCCAUUUGCAGACAUUAAUCAGACCACGAUGCUUGGAUUCGCGCCAAUCCAUCUUGCAAGCGAUGGUGCCGUCGACCAAGGCGAUGUUGAAACUGUGUCCAUUUUACUGGAGCAUGGAGCAGACAUGAGCAUCUAUCUCACAUCCGGCGAAAGAGUAUCGCCCUUGCACAAGGCAGCCAGGAAAGGCAAUGUCGAGAUGUGCGAUAUCCUGCUAAAGCAUGAGCCGAAGCUUCUCGAUCUCCAGCUGGAAAAGGGAUUCAUGAUUGAAUCGCCCCUCUUUGCGGCAUGCCAUCGGAAACAGAAAGCUGUUGUCCGCUUUCUCCUGGAUAAGGGCGCCAAAGUAGACCAAGUCAGCCACUACUACAAGGAAUCUCCGUUAUUCACCGCCUGUGAUGUGGGAGAUUUGGACAUUGUCAAGAUGAUCCUGGAAGCUGCGCCUCAUAUGAUCAAUGUCCCUACAGUCUUCUACUGCACUCCCCUCGCAUUUGCUUGCAGCCAUGGCAAUCUCGACAUGGUGAAGCUCUUGAUUGACGCCGGAGCCGAAAUGUAUCUUCCAAACGGCUCUGGCACUACA